Messenger RNA from Exophiala oligosperma, 1608 nucleotides. RefSeq lists its product as uncharacterized. Lineage: Eukaryota; Fungi; Ascomycota; Eurotiomycetes; Chaetothyriales; Herpotrichiellaceae. Gene Ontology annotation, molecular function: hydrolase activity, acting on carbon-nitrogen (but not peptide) bonds. The coding region runs from base 1 to 1608 and encodes 535 amino acids. The record is from RefSeq and is a predicted model, not a curated record. The transcript has a single exon.
AUGUCUCAAUCAAAUUCUUACUCGUCAAUGACCCCGAAAAAUGGCACGGCUUACAUCAACGGAAGAAUCUACACCGUCAACGAAGCCGCACCUUGGGCGGAAGCGUUCAUAGUCGGACCAGACGGCACUUUUGGAGUCGUGGGUACCGACAAGGAAGUCAAAGCCAAAGCUCUCGAGGAUGGUCUCGCCGUUUACGACCUCAGGGGUAAAUUCAUCAUGCCGGGUAUCCACGACGCUCACGUCCACAUGCUUUUGGCCGGGGUGGGUAUGACAUCUCAGGCACUACUUCCGACCCAAGGGUUGAACUCGACCAACGUCGCCGAAUCCCUGGACCACGGUUCUUGCAUGUGUAAAUACGCCCACGUCAACCAGGAUUGGCUCGUCGCCUGGGCGUACAUGGUCGACGACUUCCACCGGGAUGCCCUGGAUAAAGAGUACCCUGACACGCCUGUAGUGAUCCACGGGGGUGCCGGUCACAGCAUGUUCCUCAACACCGAAGCCUUGAGGCGUGCGGGAUACGACGUCGAUUCCGAACCGGACGGUCAGGCCACGAUGUACGUCAGGGACGAAGCGGGACGUUUGACCGGCCAUGUGGCCGAGAUGGGAAUGAGCAAAGCGGCCAGGUCAAUACCUCAACCGAGUCUGGGGCACGUCAAGCGCGCGUUGAGACACGCCCAGCACCAACUCCACCGGGCGGGAGUGACGAGUUGUCAGGAAGCGUCGGCGAAUUCCAUCAUGCUUCACGCCCUGAAGGAACUCGACGCCGAAAAGGACUUGAAGUUGAACAUGUACACCCACAUCGUCUACGCCCCCGACUGGGUCGCCGAGGAAAGUGUUGAGUCGCUACACAAACUCAUCGACGACGCGGCCGGGUUUCGGUCGGACCAUGUCGACACGCGAUUCGUCAAGAUCAUCCUCGACGGGGUUCCUUUACCCCCGUACUACACCCAAGCCGGGUUCAACAAAGACGAUGGCACGGUCGACGAGUCGAAAUUGUUCAUUCUGAACGUGAAGGAGGCCGUGGCCGAAUACGACGCCAGGGGGUUCACGAUGAAGAUUCACUGCACGGGGACCGGAGCCACCAAGCUCGCCCUGGACGCCUUCGACGCCGCGCGGAAAACCAACCCUCGGGGGCCGCGUCACGAAAUCGCACACUCUUCGGGGGUCCGCGACGAGGACUUUGGACGGUACAAAACCCUAAACGUCACGGCUGAAAUGUCCCCCGCUUUCUUCUUCGUCCACCCGGUCACGGCGGCGAGUGGUGGUCUCAUGGACUGGAACUUCCCUCGCAUGAUCGAGGCAGACGCCCACGUCACCAUCGGGAGCGACUGGUGUGCCCCCAACGUGCCUGACCUGUUGCCCAUCUUGGGAAACAUCGUCGAGAGCGUCGGUGGUGGCGACAGAACCCUGGGCGCCGCCAGAAUCUGCCGCAUGUUGACGUUGGCCGGAGCCGAAGCGGUAGGCAAACAAAACGAGUUCGGUAGUGUCGAACCCGGCAAGAAGGCAAAUUUCAUCGCCCUCAACAACGAUUUGAGCAAAGCCGAAUUCGAGGGUGUCAAGGUCCUGACGACGUGGUUUGAAGGUGAGAUCGUAUACGAGGAAAACUAG